Tricharina praecox is the source of this 1308-nucleotide messenger RNA. RefSeq names its product 2-epi-5-epi-valiolone synthase-like protein. Gene Ontology annotation, molecular function: 3-dehydroquinate synthase activity. Gene Ontology annotation, biological process: antibiotic biosynthetic process. The transcript is spliced from 3 exons. Lineage: Eukaryota; Fungi; Ascomycota; Pezizomycetes; Pezizales; Pyronemataceae. The coding region runs from base 1 to 1308 and encodes 435 amino acids. The record is from RefSeq and is a predicted model, not a curated record.
AUGUCCGACCUCAAGGCUACCGUCGCCGAGACUCCCACUGGCUUCCAGGUCGAUGGUGUCGAGCGUAUCUCCUACGGCUUCAUGUUCCUUGAUGGAGUCUUCGACCUUAAGAAUUCUCAGCUGGCUGAUAUGUAUAAGAAGUGGGGGCGCUGCCUGGCCAUCGCCGACACCAACGUGUAUGCCCUAUACGGCGAGCAGAUGCAUGCGUACUUCGAGCACUACGGCAUCAAACUCCAGAUCCACCGCACCAGGAUCGGCGAAGAAUCCAAGACGAUGGAGACUUUGCUCGCCAUCUGCGAGACCAUGACUGAAUUCGGAAUCAUCCGCACCGAGCCGGUUCUCGUGGUCGGCGGUGGGCUCAUCACUGACGUCGCCGGGAUCACUAACUACAUCCGCAUUCCCACGACCGUCAUCGGCCUCAUUGACGCUUCGGUCUCCAUCAAGGUUGCCGUCAACCAGGGCAAGCACAAGAACCGUCUUGGUGCCUACCACGCUCCCAUGUAUACCUUCUUAGACUUCACAUUCCUGCGUACCCUUCCCGAAGCUCAGGUCCGCAAUGGCUUCGCCGAGCUCAUCAAGAUUUCCACCUGUGCCGACCUCCAAACGUUCGAUUUGCUCGACAAGUAUUGCGAGCAGCUCAUCUCGAUGAAGUUCGGCCGCGCCGACGGCAGUUCCCCGGAACUCAAGGCCGCUGCUGACGAGAUCAACCGUCGCGGCAUCCACGUCAUGCUCAAACUCGAGGUCCCCAAUCUCCACGAGCUUGCCCUCGACCGUGUCAUCGCGUACGGCCACACCUGGUCGCCAACCCUCGAGCUGGCGCCCAAGACCCCCCUCCGCCACGGCCACGCCAUUUCGGUCGACAUGGCAUACUCGGCGACGCUCGCCCUCUCCAAAGGAAUCAUCGACGCAGAUGCCCACCGCCGCAUCCUCAACCUCUUCUCGCGGGCAGGAUUAACGAUGAACCACCCCCUGUUCGACGAGGCCUUAAUCGCCAAGGGCACCAACGCGAUCCUGAAGACUCGGGACGGUCUUCUCCGCGCCGCCAUCCCAAGCCCCAUCGGCAAGUGCGUGUUCCUGAACGACUGCACGGCCAACGACAUGAACAAGGCUCUGCACAUGCACCGGGAGUUCUGCAAGAAGUACCCGCGCGAGGGUGCCGGCGUCGACGCAUACGUCGAUUCGAGCGACACCGGCGUCUUCAUGGAGUCCGAAGAGAAGGAUGCCAUUCACGGACGUAACGUCGGUGGGUUCAACGCUGAUGUCGCGAUGGCGGCGUUGAACAACGAGAUCCAGAGGGAGAUCAAAUAG